UUAACUUUUCAUUCGAAACACACAAUACAAUAUAGUAACCGUUGCCAAUAAGCCGAACUUAACAAUGAGGCACCCCAGCAACCUAUUUCUUUGUUUGCGCCCUUCAAACAAACGUCCAAAAUUUUCAAUAUUAGUCUGUGCCCAACACCAGACGAAAGUCAUUCGUACACUUUACAAUCCACGUGAUAUUUUCUUAUUUUCACAAGUUAGUCGUAAGUUGAGCCAUAAUGAAUUGCUUGGAGAAAAAAUCACCGGAGGCGAAUCCCGAGUGUAAGGGCAAGACCAUCGAGCUAAAUCCGGGGUCCGCUUGCCCGGCUCCGCUAAUCUGUCCCCUGCCAACGGAACCACCCUCCCACCGACUGAAAAAGCCCCCACAGCCCGCCCUAGUGGCCUUGACGCCUCACCCCGAUGAGGCCGCCCAACAGCACCUGGUCCAAAAUAUCAUGGGUUCCGCCCAAGAGCAUCAGAAGCUGCAGGCGGAUCUCCAAGCAGGAGUUGACCAACAACAGAUGCAGUUGGCCGACAUGCGUGCUGAACAGUAUAAUCAAUCGCACAAGCCACUCAAAAUGGAGGAAGUGCAGUUUGCGCGUUCCAUGGACCCCGAAGCAGAUGAUUUGCGAAAUCCACCGUGCUACUUGCCCCAACAGGGGGAUGAGUUGCCCCACAAGGACCAGCUAAUGCCCAUGGGUCCGAUUGGUCCUUGGGCAUCGGGCAAAGUAGAUUGGAGCCCCAUGGCCGGGAUAACAGGCACAAGACCCGUUGUGGACCGCUACUCGAUCACCCGAUACAGCCCCAAUGAAUGGCGGACCAGGAACCACGAGACUGUGCAGGUCGUCAACGGAAGCUUGGGCAGGGCGGACAAAAACCGCUUCAGUUCGACUACCGAAUUCCUAAGGCUCUCUGCCCUGGUGGCCAAGUCGCAAAAGGAAACCACUGACAAACUGAGGAUCCGUUCGCAGUUGAUUGGUAAAUGGAAGAAUACUCUGGAGAAUGCCAUCAAGGCGAUGGCCGAUGAGAUAUCCACUAUGGAAGUGGAGCGGAUUAAGCUGCGAAAGUCCAUGGUGGUUCUGGGCGUACCGGAAUCCAUAGCUAAGGAGUGCAUUGAGAAGAGGGCCACACGACCAGAUACCGAGCUGGUACGCGACCAGGUGGAGGAGGAGCUGGUCAACGAGCUGGCCCUCAUCGCUGAAAUCCGAAGGUUGUUGAUGAAAACGCUGGAUGACUUCAAUACGCAGCAGGUUGAGAAUCGCACGGCUAGGCAGCGCCUGGAAUACGAUUGGAGUGACAAAAAGGAGGCCUACGACAUUGAUACCGUAAAUACCGGGCUAAAUAACUGCUCCAGGACGAUCAUGUUUCGACCGGGAGCUGUGCGCCAGCCACCAGAACAAGCAUCCGAAAAGUACUGGGAACAUUUCAGCAUGGAGACCCUGGACGAAUGCGAAAAGUGUCGCCUCAAGUCGGUGACCCUGCGCAACACAUUGAACUCGACAAUGAUGAACGCGGCCAGAGAUAUUCGCACGCAGGCCGAUGUCGUUGAAAAGGCCCUGACCUCCAGGAUCAACUGCACCCAAGAAGCGGUGCAAAGGUUCGAGAACGAUCUCAAGAAUAUCCUGCAGGGUCUAGCCGACGUGGAGAACCGCAUCGAGCAAAUGAAGCGUCGCAUUAGUUCCUUCGAUGCCUCCAUGAAGGUGGCCCAAACGCGCAUGGACAACCGCAGCUAUCGGCCAAAUGUGGAGAACUGCCGGGACUUGGCCCAGCAGGAGCUCAUCGAUGGGGUGCACACCAUCCAGAGCAGCGUUUCGGCCCUUCUUCAUGAGCUUGAGGAAGCAGAGCGGGUCAAGACGGACCUGGUGAAUUCCCGUGCCCGACUUGAACGGGAGAUUAUGCUGAAGAGGCGUAGCCUUUUCAUCGAUCGGGAGCGUUGUAUGCUCAUGCGAUCCUAUUAUCCUUCGGCUAAUACCCUGAGUGGCGCUGCCACAUCCUAGAGGGGCUUACCCGUUUUGAUUAUGUCUAAAUUUAUGCCAGAAUUUUAAAUUACCCAGUGCUGAUUUAAGCGGGAAAGUUUUUAUUGUGGGACUCACAUUCAAAAUUAGCAAGUGAAUAAAUUUUUGAAUAAUGAA
Molecule: messenger RNA, 2120 nt
Organism: Drosophila erecta
Lineage: Eukaryota; Metazoa; Arthropoda; Insecta; Diptera; Drosophilidae
Product: tektin-4
Exons: 3
Coding region: 228-1985 (585 amino acids)
Biological process (GO): cilium assembly; cilium movement involved in cell motility
Cellular component (GO): microtubule cytoskeleton; nucleus
Source: RefSeq, a predicted model, not a curated record